UCUUGUUAGGCGUCGUGAGGAGGAAAAUUUUAAGGAUAUUAAAUUUUAUUCAAUUUGUUAUAAAUGAACAUUUUUACAAAAGUAUUUAAAAGUGCAACGUUUAUCAGACAAGAAAAUGUCUAGUUUAUAUAUUUAUAUACAAUAAGUGCAAUAUAUUUGGCUUGAAACCGUCAACUUCAUCACGAAAUCGAUUUUUGUUUAUUUUCUUGUAAGAGCAAACAAAAGGCAUUUUCUAUCGAAACGGAAUAACCAUAGAAUAUUUAUUUUCACCAGUGCAUUGAGGUGUUUGUAUGUAAUACAAUUUGUAGAAAUUUAAUGAUUUUAACAUAUUAAUAUCAAAGAAAUCAAUUGAAAAUGGCUCAUUCAGUACAUGUUGAACGUAGUAUACAUGAAAUGUUAAAAGAUACACCGUCCAUGAAUGAAAGUGAUAACGCAGUACAUACAGGAACAGAAGCCUCCAGUAGCUGUACACCUUUCAAAGCUCCACCUACUACUUUACCGCUCAGAAAUCAUUCAGCACCAACAACACCCAUGUCACCUAAAAGUCCACAAAUUGGUUUAGAUUCGAAUCUAUUGAAAACUGGAGCAUCAAAAAUUGAUAGCAUAAAGAAUUGGAGUAUAUCCACAUACAAAUGUACGCGUCAGAUUAUGCUUGAAAAACUUGGCAAAUCUCAACGUACUGUGGACUCGGAAUUGGAAGCCCACAUUGAGCAAUUGCGUGAUACACAACGUAAAUAUUUAUCUAUAUUGCGAUUAGCACGGGCAUUUAGCUCGCAUUUUCAUCAUGUUGUGGUUACUCAGCACGCUUUGGCUGAUGCAUUUGCCGACUUGGCACAAAAAAAUCCUGAACUACAAAAAGAAUUUACUUGCAACUCGGAAACCCAACGAUCUCUGACAAAAAAUGGUGAACUUCUGUUGAAUGCUUUAAACUUCUUUAUAUCCUCUGUCAAUACACUGUGCAAUAAAACCAUCGAUGAUACUCUAUUAACAAUUAGACAAUAUGAGACCGCCAGAAUUGAAUUUGAUGCAUAUCGUAUGGAUUUGGAAAAUGCCAAACCAGAACUGCCUCAAUCACCAGUCGCAGAGGACAUUCAAAAACAAUAUUCGCAACACAAAGAACUUUAUGAAAAACUAAGGGCUGAUGUGGCAAUAAAAAUGCAAUUUUUAGAUGAAAAUCGAAUUAAAGUAAUGCAUAAGCAAUUAGUAUUACUUCACAAUGCCAUAGCUGCUUACUUUUCCGGUAAUGCCACAGCUCUAGAAACAACAUUGAAACAAUUUAAUAUAAAGCUUAAAUCUCCUAAUUCUGUAACAGGGUCUUGGCUGGAACAGUAGUAAUUCUAUUGUGUAUUUGCAUCACUAUAAAUAUUCCUUAAACAAAACCAAACAAAGUAUUUUUCUCUUGUCCACUUAUAUAUUCUUAUGGUUAUUUAACUAAAAAACAAAAAUAAAUCGUAUGUAUAUGUAUUUAACAUAAGAA
This is a messenger RNA of Calliphora vicina (urban bluebottle blowfly), 1477 nucleotides long. RefSeq names its product ADP ribosylation factor interacting protein arfaptin (gene Arfip). Gene Ontology annotation, molecular function: protein domain specific binding; phospholipid binding. Lineage: Eukaryota; Metazoa; Arthropoda; Insecta; Diptera; Calliphoridae. Gene Ontology annotation, biological process: regulation of Arp2/3 complex-mediated actin nucleation; intracellular protein transport. Gene Ontology annotation, cellular component: trans-Golgi network membrane. The record is from RefSeq and is a predicted model, not a curated record. The coding region runs from base 355 to 1332 and encodes 325 amino acids. The transcript is spliced from 5 exons.